This is a messenger RNA of Onychomys torridus (southern grasshopper mouse), 828 nucleotides long. RefSeq names its product aquaporin 7 (gene Aqp7). The transcript has 5 exons. Lineage: Eukaryota; Metazoa; Chordata; Mammalia; Rodentia; Cricetidae. Bases 16 to 828 code for a protein of 270 amino acids. Gene Ontology annotation, cellular component: plasma membrane; basolateral plasma membrane. Gene Ontology annotation, biological process: glycerol transmembrane transport; water transport. The record is from RefSeq and is a predicted model, not a curated record. Gene Ontology annotation, molecular function: glycerol channel activity; water channel activity; urea transmembrane transporter activity.
GGUUCCGUGGCUCAUAUGGUUCUGGGACAGCAAAAGCAUGGGAGCUUUCUUGGUGUCAACUUGGGUUUUGGCUUCGGAGUCACCAUGGGAGUGUAUGUGGCAGGCAGCAUCUCUGGGGCCCACAUGAACGCAGCAGUGACCUUCACCAACUGUGCAGUAGGCCGAAUGCCCUGGAGGAAGUUCCCUGUCUAUGUGCUGGGCCAGUUCCUGGGCUCCUUCUUAGCUGCGGCCACCAUCUUCUUAUUAUUCUAUGGUGCCAUUGACAAGUUUGCAAGCGGAGAACUGUUGGUGAUAGGUCCCAAGUCCACCGCCGGCAUCUUUGCCACCUAUCUUCCUGAUCACAUGACCUUGUGGCGGGGCUUCCUGGAUGAGGUAUUCUUGACCGGAAUGCUCCAGCUGUGCCUCUUCGCCAUCACUGACAAGGAUAACAAUUCAACACUUCAAGGGGCUGAAGCCGUGGUGAUAGGCAUCCUUGUUUGCGUUAUUGGGGUGUCCCUAGGCAUGAACUCGGGAUAUGCAAUCAACCCAUCUCGUGACCUGCCUCCCCGUUUCUUCACUUUCCUGGCUGGCUGGGGCAAACAAGUGUUCAGUGCCGGGGACAACUGGUGGUGGGUGCCAGUGGUGGCACCCAUCCUGGGUGCCUACAUAGGUGGCAUUGUGUACCUGGGUGUAAUUCACCCCAGCAUACCACGGAAUCCUCAGAGACUGGAGAACUCUGCACCAGGAAACCAGAACGUAACUGUAUCACCCAAGGUUCCCCUCACCUCCAUCUCUUCCACCCAACCUGCCCCACCCCUAGGUGGCUCUGUGCCUCUAGAGCACUUCUGA